Messenger RNA from Fragaria vesca subsp. vesca, 2193 nucleotides. RefSeq names its product polyphenol oxidase, chloroplastic-like. Bases 89 to 1873 code for a protein of 594 amino acids. Gene Ontology annotation, molecular function: catechol oxidase activity. The record is from RefSeq and is a predicted model, not a curated record. Gene Ontology annotation, biological process: pigment biosynthetic process. The transcript has a single exon. NCBI's taxonomy places the organism in Eukaryota, Viridiplantae, Streptophyta, Magnoliopsida, Rosales, Rosaceae.
AACUUUGCAUGGAUAUUGAAGAAAAGUAUGACCAAGGUUUCAUUAUAAAACCAAAGCCUCCUCUGAGCUUUCCAUUGUACCAGAGGCCAUGGCUUCUCUCUCACCUCAACUAGUCACCACGACUACCGUUCCAUCUUCUACAACUUCCCUCUCAGCUUUCUCACAUAGCUCUCAGGUUUCCUUAAUCGGAAAACCUAGGCAGUUCAUCCGUACUAGGGUUUCAUGCAAAGCCACAAACAGCGACCAAAAUGAUGCACAACCUCCUGUACCUAAGUUCGAUAGGAGAAAUGUGCUUCUUGGUCUUGGAGGCCUAUACGGGGUUGUAGGUCUUGGAAGCGAUCCUUUCGCUUUUGCCAAGCCCGUCGCCCCACCCGACGUGUCUAAAUGCGGGGCGGCGGACUUGCCUAACGGCGUGGCACCAACAGAUUGUUGCCCGCCAACGCCCUCAAAGAUCAUCGACUUCAAGCUGCCCUCGCCAACCCCAUUGCGUGUUAGGCCUGCGGCACACGCCGUGGAUGAUGCUUACAUUGCAAAGUACACCAAGGCCAUGGAGCUCAUGAAGGCCCUUCCCGACGAUGAUCCCCGUAGUUUCAAGAACCAAGCCAAUGUGCAUUGUGCUUACUGUGAUGGUGCUUAUGACCAAGCAGGGUUUCCGGAUCUUGAGCUCCAAAUCCAUAACUCAUGGCUCUUCUUUCCCUUCCAUAGAUACUACUUGUACUUCUACGAGAGAAUCUUGGGUAAGCUCAUCAACGACCCAACAUUUGCUUUGCCGUUCUGGAACUGGGACAACCCGGCUGGCAUGCAGUUACCUGCCUUGUUCGCCAAUCCUAAAUCACCGCUUUACGACCAGUUCAGAGCCGCCGCUCACCAGCCGCCGACCCUGAUCGACCUCGAUUUCAACGGAACGGAGGACAAUACAUCAAACACAACACAAAUCAACAGCAACCUCAGCAUUAUGUACCGUCAAAUGGUGUCUAACGCCAAGAAUGCUCAGCUCUUCUUCGGCAACCCCUACCGGGCUGGGGACGAGCCUGACCCCGGUGGUGGCUCCAUCGAGGGAACUCCACACGGACCCGUUCACUUGUGGACCGGUGACAACACACAGCCUAACUUUGAGGACAUGGGAAACUUCUACUCCGCCGGAAGAGAUCCUAUUUUCUUCUCGCACCACUCCAAUGUUGAUAGGAUGUGGAGUAUUUGGAAGACCCUAGCUCCCAAAAACAAAGACAUCACCGACUCCGAUUGGUUAGACUCCGGCUUCCUGUUCUACGACGAGAAUGCAAACAUGGUGCGUGUGAAGGUACGCGACUGCCUUGAAUCCAAAAAUCUCGGCUAUGUGUAUCAAGACGUGGAUAUUCCAUGGCUGAACUCCAAGCCAACGCCGAGAAGGUCAAAGGUGGCAUUCAGUAAUAUAGCCAAGAAGCUCGGUGUGGCUAACGCCGCCGGUUCUAAAGCAAAGGUGGUGAAGAUUACUGAUUUUCCUUUGACUUUGAGCCGAAAGAUUAGCGUGGCGGUGCCGAGGCCCAAGCAGAAGAAGAGGAGCAAGAAGGAGAAGGAAGACGAGGAGGAAAUACUUGUGAUCGAAGGGAUUGAGUUCGACAGAGAUGUGGCAGUGAAGUUUGAUGUGUACAUUAACGACGAGGAUGACCUGCCGAGUGGGCCGGACAAGAGUGAGUUCGCCGGAAGCUUUGUGAGUGUGCCGCACAGGCAUAAGCACACAAAGAAGAUCAACACUGUAUUGAGGUUAGGGUUGACAGAUUUGCUGGAGGAUUUGGACGCCGAGGAUGAUGAGACGGUGGUGGUGACUUUGAUUCCAAGGUAUGCGGCGGACAAAGUCAAGAUUGGUGGCAUCAAGAUUGAGUUUGCUUCUUAAAUUAUUGAACCCCCAUAGUCAGGAAGCCAUAUCCUUGUUGGUUUAGAUCUAUAGCUAGCUAUUGAUCACCUACACGUUACAUUCUUCAAUUUCGUUUUGUUCUUUUCUUCUUCUUUUGUAUUUCUUCAAUAAUCAAAUUUUCCUGUACAAAAUAAACUUGAUGCGGAAUGCAUUUUCCGUCAUUUCCACCACUACCGCGUGUGCCCAAUUGUAGUCGAGCUCAUUUCACCAGAAUAAGGUUCUGUCGCUAACCAAUACGACAAUAACAAUAUAUGGAAUGCGACCUUUGAAGGUUGCAUGGACCUUAACCCUAAAUUCCG